UUUUUUUUUUUUUUUUUCAUGUGUAUGACAGUAUGAUGAGUUUAAGUGUUUAUAGUCUAGCUGCUUGUGCAGACUGUGAGAAGAGUAACAUUAAGACUAAACAUGCCUUUACAGGGCUUCGAGUAACAAUUGAUUGCAAGCCAGAAAAUGGACACUUAAAGACAAGAGGGGUAGGGAAACUCGAUGAAGAAGGAAAGUUCAAAGUGUCUAUUCAUCGUAAGAUUGUAGAAGAUGGCAAACUGAAUGAAGAAUGCUAUGCACAGCUUCACAGUGCAUCAGCUGCACCAUGCCCUACACAUAAUGGCCUAGAGUCUUCAAAAGUAGCAUUGUGACAGUUGUUAUUGUAAGAAUUGAAUUUUGAUUGUAAGGAUUGUGACAGUUGUUAUUGUAAGGAUUGAAUUUUGAUUGUAAGGAUUGUGACAGGUGGAAUGUGGAUAUUUA
Molecule: messenger RNA, 441 nt
Organism: Quercus robur (English oak)
Lineage: Eukaryota; Viridiplantae; Streptophyta; Magnoliopsida; Fagales; Fagaceae
Product: proline-rich protein 4-like
Exons: 2
Coding region: 33-332 (99 amino acids)
Source: RefSeq, a predicted model, not a curated record